CAGCCCUAUUAGGAAGAGUUUCAGGAUGCUUAACUAAAGUAUCUAAUUCCGCUAAUCUGAAUCUGAACCCAAUACUUCAUUUGCGGGCAUCGUCCUAUAAGUUAACCCCUUCGGCAGCAUAAAAUAAAAUAAAUUCGUGUUCUUGCUUAGCCCAUGCGGACGGGAAUCGGAACCCAUCCCAAGGCAGCACCGAUAUACAAAUAAAUUGGUGCACCGUCGCCUAGCUUGCCAGAGUGGAGUCGUCGCUUCGCUCCUUGUGCCAGCAGCGAUGCAGAUAUUCGUGAAGACACUCACCGGAAAGACGAUCACGCUCGAGGUCGAAAGCAGCGACACCAUCGACAAUGUCAAGACCAAGAUUCAGGAUAAGGAGGGUAUACCUCCAGAUCAGCAGAGGCUAAUAUUUGCAGGGAAGCAGUUGGAGGAUGGUCGAACCUUAGCUGACUACAACAUUCAGAAAGAAUCAACUCUCCACCUGGUUUUGAGGCUCAGGGGUGGAACUAUGAUCAAGGUGAAGACACUUACUGGAAAGGAAAUUGAAAUAGACAUUGAACCCACUGAUACUAUCGAUAGAAUCAAGGAGCGGGUUGAGGAGAAAGAAGGGAUCCCACCUGUGCAGCAGAGGCUUAUUUAUGCAGGCAAGCAGCUCGCAGAUGAUAAGACUGCCAAGGAUUACAACAUUGAGGGUGGUUCUGUCCUCCAUCUUGUUCUUGCUCUGAGGGGUGGUCUUCAGAAAUAAUCAUUCAAGAUGUGCCUAAAACUACAACGAAGCUAAGUAUUACAUGUGGAUUUUAGUUUUUUUUUUUUUCUUUUAUUCAAGAGAGCUCUCCUAAAUUAUCUGACUGUUAUCCAAAAUGACAGAAUGUUGAUCCCGAUAACAGUAGUUCCUUGCAUGGGAUUUGUGCAUCCCAAUGAAUGGGAUUUGUGCAUCCCAAUGAUUUCGCUGUUAAAUCUUAAAUCUGCUUGCCUUCUUGUGCUAAAUUAUGUCCCCUUACCGCUAUUCCCUU
This is a messenger RNA of Elaeis guineensis (African oil palm), 1004 nucleotides long. Its product is annotated as ubiquitin-NEDD8-like protein RUB2. NCBI's taxonomy places the organism in Eukaryota, Viridiplantae, Streptophyta, Magnoliopsida, Arecales, Arecaceae. The record is from RefSeq and is a predicted model, not a curated record. Gene Ontology annotation, molecular function: protein binding.